Messenger RNA from Terrapene triunguis (Three-toed box turtle), 1379 nucleotides. RefSeq names its product translocase of outer mitochondrial membrane 40 like (gene TOMM40L). Gene Ontology annotation, biological process: protein import into mitochondrial matrix. The transcript is spliced from 9 exons. NCBI's taxonomy places the organism in Eukaryota, Metazoa, Chordata, Testudines, Emydidae. Gene Ontology annotation, cellular component: mitochondrial outer membrane; mitochondrial outer membrane translocase complex. The coding region runs from base 100 to 1065 and encodes 321 amino acids. The record is from RefSeq and is a predicted model, not a curated record. Gene Ontology annotation, molecular function: transmembrane protein transporter activity.
CCCGGGCGCAAGAUGGCCGCGCCCAACAAGCUCAGGGCAGAGAUUUGAGGGCGGUUACACCCCUGCAUCCCAGGGCCAGGCGGCACGGCCUGCGGGGCGAUGGGGAACGUGCUGGCACCAGUGCUCAACUUGCAGAGACCUCUGCGCCGGCAGGAGCCGCUUACCAACCCAGGCAGCUUCGAUGAGCUCCAUCGGAAAUGCAAAGAAGUCUUCCCCCAGCAGAUGGAAGGGGUGAAGCUGAUCCUCAACAGGUACCUGAACAAGCAUUUCCAGGUCAGCCACACCGUUCACAUGAGCACAGUCGGCCAGUCCAGCUACCACUUCCACACCACCUACGUAGGAGACCGGCAGCUCAGCCCCACCGAGACUUUCCCCAUGCUUGUCGGGGACAUGGACAGCUGCGGGAGCCUCAAUGCUCAGGUGCUGCAUCUGGUGGCAGAGCGGAUCCGCACCAAGGCCGUCUUCCAGACGCAACAGGCCCGGUUUGUGACGUGGCAGUUCAGCGGGGAGCUCCGUGGCGAUGACUACACGGCCACACUGACGCUGAGCAACCCCGACAUGCUCAGCCAAUCAGUCAUUGUGGUGGCGCACUUCCUGCAGAGUGUGACCUCGCGGCUGGUGCUGGGCGGGGAGAUGUUGUAUCACCGGCGCCCGGGCGAGGAGGGCGCCAUCGUCACCCUGGCAGGGAAGUACACGGCUCGCAAGUGGGUGGCGACGCUGAACAUUGGUUAUGGCGGGGCCCAUGCCAGCUACUACCACAAAGCCAAUGAGCAGGUGCAGGUCGGGGUGGAGUUGGAGGCCAACACCCGACUGCAGGACACGACCUUCGCCUUCGGCUACCAGUUCAACCUGCCCCCGGCCAACGUGGUCUUCCGAGGUGAGUGCGGAGCCGGGCCAGCCCCCACUCGGGCAGGGGGCUGCCCAGGGCUGUGCCAGCCUCGCCCAGGGGGCAGGGCGUCUCCAGGGCCAUUGGACCCACAAACUCCCUGCCCUCACAGUGCAAGCUCACACCUCCCACAACAUGGCUGCGUGGUCCUGGCGGGAGCUGACUGGGACUUGGACUGAGGAUGUUCAUAGCUGGGGUCAACUCCGCUCAGGGGGUUUGGCCUCUGAUCCCCUCCACCCACUUGCUGAGGGCUGGCCCGGGCCUGGAGCCUGUCCCGUACCCGCUCUCCCCUCGCUCCUCUGUGCCAGCUUCUCUGUCCUGCUCCCAGCACCAUCCUGGGGCUUCGCGGCAGCAAGCAUGGAAGCAGACCCCCCCAGCUAUCACAGCACAGGCCUAGAGUCCCUGAGCUACAGGGGAAUCUCCCUGUUCUUGAGCAGUACAGGGCCUAUUGCACACCGCAGAGCUGUUCGUAUCCCAUCCAGUAGGGGGCAGU